This is a messenger RNA of Brassica rapa (field mustard), 3430 nucleotides long. RefSeq names its product cytokinin dehydrogenase 4. The record is from RefSeq and is a predicted model, not a curated record. Gene Ontology annotation, molecular function: cytokinin dehydrogenase activity; FAD binding. Gene Ontology annotation, biological process: cytokinin metabolic process. Lineage: Eukaryota; Viridiplantae; Streptophyta; Magnoliopsida; Brassicales; Brassicaceae.
UAUGAUGAUUCCAAAUAUUUCAGUAUUCUACAUAUUAGAAGUCAACUAUAUAUAUAGAUAUCCAAAGAUCCUUUUAUUUUUAGUAUAGUUUUAUGGAAGACUUUCAAGUUAUGUUUAUUAUUGGACCAGAUUAAACAAAUAUUAACUGCAAGCACUACUGGGUAAAUUCAAGUGCUAUCUUUUUUUUUUUUGUCAACCAAGUGCUAUCUAAACCGGCCCACAGGGUUUGGUCGGUUUCCACAAAUUUCAAAUUUACGUAACUAUAGUUACAUUUAUUAUGAAUCACAUAUGAAGUCAAAUGUAAGUUAUGUAACAACCUCAACUACACUAAAUUCAGAUAAAAUAUUAUUUUUCAUUUUUCGUUUCUGAUUUAAAUGUAUACACCAUAACUAUAAAAGACAGAAAUGGAAAAUAUUAUCUGGAAAAACUACUACCUGGGGAUCUUAAAUACAUUACCAGUAGGCCAAUAUAGUUAAGAUAUUCUUGGGUUCACUCUCUAGGUUCACCAACCAAUAGGAUUGUGUUAUUUUAUAUUUGAAAUCUUUUAAAAAAAGAAACAAAAUAUUUUCUCAAGCUAUAAGUUAUAUUAUAUUUUUAAAAUAAAAAGGUAAAAACAAAUAAAUUAAAAAAAGUAGUAAUUAAAAAAAUAUAUUUUUAACGUCCACAGCAAAAUACUAAACCCUAAAUCCUAAUCCCUAAUAUCUAAACCCUAAAUUCUAAACUCUUGGGUAAACCCUAAACCCUUGGAUAAAUCUUAAACUCCAAAUCAAAAAAACUAAACACUCAAGGGUUUAGGGUUUAGGGUUUUAGGAUUUAGUGUUUUUGAUUUAGAGUAUGAAUUAUCCAAGGGUUUAGAGUUUGCCCAAGGGUUUAUAGGAUUAAUGAUUUAGGGUUUAGGGAUUAGGAUUUAGGGUUUAGUGUUUUGCUGCCGACGAUAAAAAUAUUUUUUUUUUAAAUUCGUUUUUCUCUAACUACUAUUUUUUUCUAAUUUUUUUAAUCUUUUUAUUUUAAAAACAUAAUAUAUCUUGACAAUAUUUUGUUUUCUUUUCUAAAAGAUAUUGAAUUUAAAAUAAUGAAAUUCUAUUGGUUGGUGAACCUAGAGGUUCAUCCUAGGGGGUGAACCCAAGAAUAACUCUAUAGUUAAUGGAUGAAGAAUUAAAUGUUUCCAUAAGUUAUACAUUAAAAUUUCUCAUGGUGUCUACAUUUAAUCAAAUUUAACAACAAAGAAUUACUUAGGACAUAUGACAUGCCUCUGACCAUCCAACCAUAUAGUCUUUCAAGGCCAACUUCUAUAUUCAGUCCCCUAUUUAAAAAAUAAAAAAUUGAAAGAAUACUGACGAAAUGAAUUAAAUAUCAUUGAUAAAUAUUUCGAGAGCCAAUGUAGUAAAUACUUCUAGUAUUUCUUUUCACAUACUAAUUUAUCUUUUGGAUGAACAUAACUCGUUGUCCUAUUUUUAUUUCUUUUAUGGCGUAAAAACCUGUAUAUCAGUAUCAAUAAAAUCACGUAAAGAUAUUCACGUGCUAGUUAUCAAUAUUAUAUUAUACAAUCUCUCUAUGCGUGGUUCUAUAUAAAUCUCAUACUUUCAAACUAAUCUCAAAUACUAAUCCCAUGAUCAACAAGAACAAUAUUAAUAGCAACACCUCAUUUUCCCUCUCGUUUUCUCACUAGCCUCUCCCAUUGAUUAAACAAUGACUACUAAUCCCAGUUUUAGCAUCAUCGCACUAAUGACGCUCUUGAUGUGUCUAACUCCAACCUUAAUCAAAUCAGAGGAGGGCAUUGAUGUCCUUUUACCCAUAUCACUCAACCUCACCGUCCUCACCGAUCCCUUCUCCAUCUCCGCAGCUUCUCGCGACUUCGGAAAUAUCACCGAUGUUAACCCCGGCGCCGUCCUCUGCCCUUCAACCCCCGCUGAGGUCGCCCGUCUUCUCCGCUUCGCAAACGGAGACUUCUCUUAUGACAGCGAGUCAACAACCUCCUCGCCAGGUUUCAAGGUGGCCGCUCGCGGCCAAGGCCACUCCCUCCGCGGCCAAGCCUCUGCACCUGGCGGCGUUGUCGUGAACAUGACGUGUCUCGCCAAGACGGCUACACCCGCAGCGGUUGUUGUCUCAACCCAUGGGACUUACGCUGACGUAGCUGCCGGCGCGAUGUGGGUGGAGGUUCUUGAGGCGGCGUUGGCGAGAGGCGUCUCGCCGGUUACUUUCACAGAUUAUCUGUAUCUCAGCGUUGGCGGGACGUUGUCGAACGCUGGAAUCGGCGGUCAGGUGUUUAGACACGGCCCGCAGAUUAGUAACGUUCACGAGUUGGAUGUUAUUACUGGAAAAGGUGGCAUGGUGACUUGCUCUCCAAAGUUAAACCCUGAAUUGUUCUAUGGAGUUUUAGGAGGAUUGGGACAAUUUGGCAUAAUAACAAGAGCCAGAAUUGCGUUGGAUCAUGCACCAACAAGGGUGAAGUGGCUACGCAUACUCUACAGUGACUUUUCGGCAUUUACAAGAGACCAAGAGCGUUUAAUAUCAAUGGCCAAUGAUCUUCGAGUUGACUUUUUGGAAGGUCAACUAAUGAUGUCAAACGGAAUAGUUGACACCUCUUUUUUCCCACUCUCCGAUCAAACAAGAGUCGCCUCUCUUGUGAAUGAGCACCGUAUCAUCUAUGUUCUCGAAGUAGCCAAGUAUUAUGAUACCACCACCCUUCCUAUCAUUGACCAGGUAAUCGACACGUUAACUAGAACUCUAGGUUUCACUUCGGAGUUCAUGUUCAUGCAAGAUGUUCCUUAUUUUGAUUUCUUGAAUCGUGUCCGAAACGAAGAAGAUAAGCUCAGAUCAAUAGGGCUAUGGGAAGUUCCUCACCCAUGGCUUAAUAUGUUCGUACCGAAAUCUCGUGUAUUAGAUUUUCAUGAAGGUGUCAUCAAAGGCCUUCUUCUCAACCAGACCGCAACUUCUGGUGUUACUCUCUUCUAUCCUACAAACCGAAACAAAUGGAACAACCUCAUGUCCGCCAUGAUACCAAAUGAGGAUGUUUUUUAUGUGGUCGGAUUCUUGCAAUCAGCUGGUGGAUCACAUAACUUUGAAGAACUCGAGAGUCUUAACGACAGGAUAAUCAACUUUUGCAAUAACUCAGGCAUUAAGAUCAAAGAAUAUUUGAUGCAUUACACAAAAAAAGAAGAUUGGAUUAAGCAUUUUGGACCAAAAUGGAGUGAUUUCUCGAGGAGGAAAAUGAUGUUUGAUCCAGAAAAACUAUUGUCUCCGGGACAAGACAUCUUUAAUUAGACAUUGAACGUGUCUUAACUUGCAUCCCGCGCCACACAAUAAGUAUGUUCAUAGACUAAUUAAUUAAUAAAUAGUUUAGUGAUUUGGAAUGGCUAAUUUACUUCCUUCAAUUGUAAUAUUUUCCCUCUUUUAUGUGAAUUUCCAUGUCUCUGAAAAUUUAGAACUA